This is a messenger RNA of Centropristis striata (black sea bass), 1440 nucleotides long. RefSeq names its product serpin peptidase inhibitor, clade E (nexin, plasminogen activator inhibitor type 1), member 3 (gene serpine3). The record is from RefSeq and is a predicted model, not a curated record. Gene Ontology annotation, biological process: negative regulation of endopeptidase activity. Bases 15 to 1412 code for a protein of 465 amino acids. The transcript is spliced from 9 exons. NCBI's taxonomy places the organism in Eukaryota, Metazoa, Chordata, Actinopteri, Perciformes, Serranidae. Gene Ontology annotation, molecular function: serine-type endopeptidase inhibitor activity.
CCUACAGAGGCUGAAUGGUUCGAGACAGUCUGAGAGAACAGCUGGAGUUAAACGGAUACUACCUCACCUGUCCACAGGUUUUCCAGGAUUUCUUUUUUUCGGGCGACCUGUUGCACCCUGAGGACACACUCCCCUCCUGCAGCACUGAGGACAUGUGUCGCCUGCCCGUGGCUUCACUCUUCAUUUGCUUGUGUUUGGUGGAGAGAAGCCACUGUAACGGCAGCCUUCAGGACGGGAUGGGAGAGCUGCACACCCGGUUUGCCAUCAGCCUCUAUCAGACGCUCACCGAAACAGAGAACAACUCCAACCUGAUCGUGUCACCGGCGAGCGUCUCCUUGUCUCUGGGGCUGCUCCAGCUCGGUGCCAGAGGCAACACGCUGGCUCAGCUGGAGGGAACACUCGGGUACAGCGUGAAGGAUGCCCAGGUCCAACACUUCCUGUUGCAUUCACAGAGUGACAUGCGCAACACCAGCCAGGGGAUGUGGCUGCAGCAGACCUGCACAUUAUUCGUACAGAGCGGUGUCCAGCUCCUGACUGAGUUCACACAACAUGCAGCAUCCUGGGCCAACACCAGCGUGGUCCGAGCCAACUUCAGCCAACCCAACCACACCCGCGGCCAGCUGGAGCGAGCGGGGCCCCAUCAAGAUGAGACGUGGCCCCUCCAGGCAGGCAGCAGCAGCGGCGAGCUGUCGGGCUCUGGCGAGGCCCAGGCAGAGGCCCUGUGGUGGGGCCACCGGCAGCAGAUGGCCCUGGUGAACAUGGUUGCCUUCAGGGGCGUCUGGCAGAAACAGUUCCUGUUCACCAACACCCAGAACCUGCCCUUCACCCUCUCUGACGGGACUGCCAUCAAGGUGCCCAUGAUGUAUCAGGCAACAGAGGUCAGCUUCGGUCAGUUCAGGACAGCAUCAGAUCAGCGUUACACUGUGCUGGAGCUGCCGUACCUGGGCCGCUCCCUGAGCCUGCAGGUGGUCCUGCCCAGCGAGAGGAAGACGCUGCUGUCCUCCCUCGAGUCCCAGCUCACCGCUCGCCAGCUAGCCUCCUGGGACAUCGGCCUGCGCAGAACCAAGAUGGACGUUUUCCUGCCCAGGUUCAGAAUGCAGAAUAAGUUCAACCUGAGAUCAGUGCUUCCUGCCAUGGGCAUCAGUGACGCCUUUAACCCAACAGCAGCUGAUUUCACUGGAAUAUCAGUCGAGGAGAGUCUUUAUGUGUCUGAUGCCUUCCAUGAAGUGAGAAUAGAAGUCACAGAAGAUGGGACAAAGGCAGCUGCUGCUACAGCUAUGGUGCUCCUCAAACGAUCCCGUGCUCCUGUUUUCAAGGCGGACCGGCCAUUCUUAUUUCUUCUACGACAAAUUAACACAGGAUCCAUCUUGUUUAUGGGCCGAGUGAUGAACCCAGCGGAGCAGGCACCUUAAGACUCAAACACCUUUCUCACACACACAC